This is a messenger RNA of Daphnia carinata, 2337 nucleotides long. RefSeq names its product extracellular serine/threonine protein CG31145-like. The transcript is spliced from 8 exons. Bases 453 to 2129 code for a protein of 558 amino acids. Gene Ontology annotation, molecular function: protein serine/threonine kinase activity. Gene Ontology annotation, cellular component: Golgi apparatus. Gene Ontology annotation, biological process: protein phosphorylation. Lineage: Eukaryota; Metazoa; Arthropoda; Branchiopoda; Diplostraca; Daphniidae. The record is from RefSeq and is a predicted model, not a curated record.
UAUUAAAGGCACGUUGCAGAUGACGAAGUCGGUCAGUCUCCAGUCGAAUGUUUGUGGUGAUACUCGUCGUGAAAACGAUGAUGAACCAUUCUUAUCAACGUUUUCUUAUCUUUUAGUGAAAAUAUUUUCCUGCAGAAGUAAAGUGGGAGGAAUCUGCACAAAUUUUUAUCCAUUCAUAUAAUCUCGAAAUGUUGAUGUUGUUGUAAAGUUACACGGCUCGUGGUUGAAAAUGUUCGUGAUCGCACGGGGUACCACCGAAGUUUAAGGUUGAUAGUGAAAGUUGUGGUUUUUCAGUGACGACCAAAAAAGAACAAAAAAAAAAGACAGUAAACUCCCAGACUUCCAUACUAAAUCAGGUUGAGAUUGUUUCAAAAGGGAUGCCAAGGCGAUUACAAUCGGACGCUUGGCCGCUGAUAUUACCAUCAAUAAAAACAACAUCACAACUGUAAGUGAUGAAGUGGAAAGAAAGAGUGGCCCUUUCCCUGGGCGUGAGUGUCGUCCUUCUCACAUCUGUGCUCGUUCUUGAUAUUCGCUAUGCUUCCAGUGGAGGACGAGCAGAUCAAACCGAUGCGGGAUUUAUCCUUCCAGCGCUAAGACAUGGAACAGCCAGGCAAAAAGAGGGCAGACAAUUUCAACGACAAUUUCUCGAUAAACAACCGGCAGUGAAAGAACCAAUUCCUGAAAAUCCGGUUUUUCCCUCAAGAACUGCUACUGUUAAUAAUGAAGAAUUAGAACUAGGAGUCGUAGCCAGCAACGCAACGCUCAAUGAUGACGAUCCCGCCGCCCAACACAGCAACAAUGAACAAGGUUCCAAGGUGGAUGUGGUCAGGGACCUUUUGAAAGGCAAAAGGUCGCAGUUAAAUAAUGACGAAACUUACAAGAAUUCAGAGGACGAUGACAAUAUGGAUCAUCUUAAAAGUCAAUUCAAAGACCUAUUCAAAUACAUGAGCCCGGCAGAACUUAGUCGGCCCGUUAAAGGUAACCUGCGGGAGUUGGACGUGACCGUCCAGAGGCUACGCAACGUCAGUCUCAGUGAUGACGCUACUUCGUGGGAAAAGUUCCACGUUUCCAUUUCGAAAGAAGAAUUAUACCAUGAAGAUGACCCAAUGAUUGACGAACUGCUACAAGACAUGGCGACUCUCGAAUUUUACAACAUCAGUCAAAAAGAAGGUGGUACGCAGCUAAAACUAGUCAUCGAGUUUCCCCCGGGGGGACUGGCGAUGUUGAAACCCAUGAGAUUCCCGCGCGAGCAGGAAACACUACCUAAUCACUUUUACUUCACUGACUACGAGCGACAUAAUGCUGAGAUUGCUGCCUUCCACCUGGAUCGUAUUCUGGGCUUCCGGCGAGCUCCGCCCGUUAUCGGCCGAAUGGUCAAUAUGACCACCGAACUCUAUGCCCUUGCCACUGGGGAACUGCUACGCACUUUCUUUAUUUCUCCUGCACAAAACCUUUGUUUCCAUGGCAAAUGCAGCUAUUACUGUGAUACUGGCCACGCCAUAUGCGGUAAUCCCGACCAGAUGGAAGCAUCUUUGGCCGCCUUCUUGCCUGAUAAAGAGUUUGUGCCAAGGAAAACCUGGCGCCAUCCGUGGCGGCGAUCCUACCACAAACGAAAAAAAGCCCAAUGGGAGGAAGAUGAUCAAUACUGUGAACAGGUCCGGCAACUUCCACCAUAUAACGAAGGUCGUCGGUUGCUCGACUUAAUCGAUUUGGCCAUCUUCGAUUUCCUGUCGGGCAAUAUGGAUCGCCAUCAUUAUGAAACACUCAGUUUAUUUGGCAAUCAGACGUUUCCAAUCCAUUUGGAUCAAGGGCGGGCUUUCGGUCGACCGAAACACGAUGAAAUGUCCAUUUUGGCGCCACUAUACCAAUGUUGCCUUGUGCGGCGAACUACUCUCGCCACUCUUCUUCGUUUCCAUCACGGGCCGUUUCGACUCAGUUAUCUCAUGCGGAAGUCGUUAGCUCGCGAUCCGCUCGAUCCGAUUCUAGCUGCGGGACAUUUUGAUGCUAUGGACCGCCGCGUCGCCAUUACACUACGUGUCAUUCGCCAUUGUUUGAGCAGGAUUAAAGCUGAUCAAGUUCUUGUCGGCCUGGCCGAUUGGAAAGAGAAAAUCAGCCAAACUGGCAGUUAGUAAAUAAGUAUACUGAUUUUUCGUUUUUAAAUCGCUCGUCUUCUCCAAAACUUUGACAAGAUGUUCAUACUAUAAAAACCUGUUUAUUGACUAGAUGACGGAAAUUCGAUUUGAUAUUAUACUAAUAUGAUUCAGAUUAUUUUGUGGGUUUAUUCGAUGUCAAGCGUUAAUAUUGUGAAAAAAAAGAAUACAGCUCACGUAUUUUCUA